GUUUCCCCGCGUCCACGGAGCUGAACCAGCUGUGGCCCUGCCCGGGAGGAGCUCACAGUCUAGCGCGGUAGACCGUGGUCAGCAAUGUGUCCGGCGCAGCGAGAGGGUCGUCUUUAAUUUCAUUGAGAAGCUGAGGGAAGAAUGGAAACAGGUGCUCGUCCCUGUGGCCUCCAUGUGUAAAGCAGAACGUGUGAGCAGAGUGGACGUGGCUGUCUUCCAAGGCCUCUUUGGGGCCACAGAACCAGGCACUGUUUGAGUGGACACACUGCUCCGUGCUGUGCACCUCAGGACCUCCUGCGCUGGUCAUGCCUGUGCCCACAGAGGGCACCCCUCCACCCCUGAGUGGUACCCCUGUCCCAGUGCCAGCCUACUUCCGUCACGCAGAACCUGGCUUCUCCCUCAAGAGGCCUGGGGGGCUCAGUCGGAGCCUCCCGCCCCGGCCCCCUGCCAAAGGCAGCAUCCCCAUCAGCCGUCUCUUUCCUCCCCGGACGCCAGGCUGGCACCAGCCCCAGCCCCGGAGGGUGUCAUUUCGAGGCAAAGCCUCUGAGACCCUACAGAGCCCCUCAUAUGACCCAAGCCGGCCAGAGUCCUUUUUCCAACAGAGCUUCCAGAGGCUUGGCCGCCUGGGCCAUGGCUCUUAUGGAGAGGUUUUCAAGGUGCGCUCCAAGGAAGAUGGCCGGCUCUAUGCAAUAAAGCGCUCGAUGUCACCGUUCCGGGGCCCCAAGGACCGGGCCCGCAAGCUGGCUGAGGUUGGCGGCCACGAGAAGGUGGGGCAGCACCCGCGCUGUGUGCGGCUGGAGCAAGCCUGGGAGGAGGGCGGCAUCCUGUACUUGCAGACCGAGCUGUGCGGGCCCAGCCUGCAGCAGCACUGUGAGGCCUGGGGCACCGGCCUGCCAGAGGCCCAGGUCUGGGGCUACCUGUGAGAUACCCUGCUGGCCCUGGCUCACCUCCACGGCCAAGGUCUGGUCCACCUUGACGUCAAGCCUGCCAACAUCUUCCUGGGGCCCCGGGGCCGUUGCAAGCUGGGUGACUUUGGGCUGCUGGUUGAGCUGGGUACGUCUGGAGCUGGUGAGGCCCAGGAGGGAGACCCCCGUUACAUGGCCCCGGAGCUGCUGCAGGGCUCCUACGGGACAGCAGCCGACGUGUUCAGUCUGGGUCUCACCGUCCUGGAAGUGGCAUGCAAUAUGGAGCUGCCCCACGGUGGGGAGGGCUGGCAGCAGCUUCGCCAGGGCUACCUGCCCCCUGAGUUCACUGCUGGCCUAUCUUCCGAGCUGCGUUCUGUCCUCACCAUGAUGCUGGAACCUGACCCCAAGCUGCGGGCCACCGCUGAGGCCCUGCUGGCUCUGCCCAUGCUCAGGCGGCCUCGGCCAUGGAGCAUUCUGUGGUACGUGGCUGCCGAUGCCCUCAGCCGAGGGUGGGCCCUGUGGCAGGCCCUGCUUUCCUUGCUGUGCUGGCUCUGGCACGGAUUGGCUCACCCCGCCAGCUGGCUGCAGCCGCCGAGCCCACCAGCCACCCCGCCUGGCUCCCCACCCUGCAGCCUCCUCCUGGAUAGCAGCCUCUCCAGCAGCUGGGAUGAUGACAGCAUAGGGCUCUCACUCUCUGCAGAGGCUGUCCUGGCCAGGGCUACUGGGAACACCUCCACCCCCCGCAGUGGCUCCCCCGCCCCCCGGAACAGGUACACACUGAGGGAUGCCCUGGACCUGAGUGACAUUGACUCCGAGCCCGCUCGGGGCUCCUUCCCCUCCUUCGAACCUCGGAACCUUCUCAGCCUGUUUGAGGACUCACUGGGCCCAGGCUGAGUCCACAAGCCAGCCUUGGCGCUUUUAACCUUUUAGCCACCCCCCCAAUCCUCCUGGAGGUGGGGUUCCCUCUGGGAACUCCACUGGUGCCUCCUGCCUACCCAUGUCUAAUAAAAUGUAUUUGAAUCUUG
Messenger RNA from Canis lupus familiaris (dog), 1930 nucleotides. It is a transcript of the gene PKMYT1, whose product is annotated as protein kinase, membrane associated tyrosine/threonine 1. NCBI's taxonomy places the organism in Eukaryota, Metazoa, Chordata, Mammalia, Carnivora, Canidae. The transcript has 9 exons. Gene Ontology annotation, biological process: protein phosphorylation. Gene Ontology annotation, molecular function: protein kinase activity; ATP binding. The record is from RefSeq and is a predicted model, not a curated record.